GAGUGGUGGGGUGGUGGUAACACUGUUGGUCCAGAUGUGUGAGUGGAGUGGCGCUUGGAAGACGGACAGUUCAGUUUUCAGUUCAGUGUUAACCGGGACGUCUUGAGAGAAGGACGUACGCCGUCCGUCAGUUCAGUCAAGAUGCGUCACCGCGCCUGGCGGUUCGUGAUUCUCCUCCAAUGCGUGAUUCUGUCGUUUAAUCACGGCGCGAGUGCCUUUGAUAGGGUCGUUAAUAAUGCGGGUAACGUAUCGCUAAGUGAGAGUGACAGUGCCUUAUUAACAAACAUUGAUCGAGCCGAAGACAAGAUUUUAUUAGGCUCGAAGGAUGAUAGUGUUGCUAGUUAUAGUGUCAUAAGUGAAGAUCAGUUCCAUCAGUAUUCAGACAACCGGGGAAAUGAUAGUGAAAAAUCAACUUUGAAUGUAUCUGAACAGGAAGGAGUUGAUGGGAGUAUUUCUCUGAAAAAUGAAGAGGAUAAUGAAGGGAUUUUCAACAACUUGAUAAAAUUUACUACAGGAACACUUUUGAAAAUGUUUUAUGAUUAUGAUUCGUCCAAACAUGAUGAAAAAUCUGAUACACAACUGGAAGGAAAACAGCAUACAUUGGUAAAUACUAAUAAUGUAGUCCAGUCAGAAAGUAAGGAAAUUUCAAAUAUUAAAAGCGAAAAUAGAGGAGUGUCUGUAGAUGUUUUGGACAAAAUAUAUUCAAAUUCUAAUGCAAAUUCAAAAACAAGUGAUGAAGAGGUUGACUCAGGAAGAUCUGGGAAGGGUCAGGAUAAUGACAACCAAGGUAUUGAAGGAGCUAUGAAUGAUCCAACAGCAUCGCUUCCUUUAGUUAAUUCUGGAAUCGAUGAUAGAACUACUACUGGUAUCAAAACUCAUAUAUUUUUCGACGAUCGAACCCUAAACGAUGAUCCUAAUGCUCAGUAUCAUCUGGAUGAAGGGCUGGAGGAUGAUGAUUUGUGGAGUAAACUUAUAAAAGGUGGGAGGGAGAAAGAAGAUUCAGGUCUGUUUGAUAAUACUGCUCAAGAAGAAAUCGCAGAAGGUGGAGUUGCAGGAAACCAGGAAUUAAAGGAUUUUGAGAAGGCGAAUGAACAGAAAAUUAUUGAAGUAGAAAGUGGAAUCAGAAAUUUGAGUAUUGAAGAAAAUAAUUUUCACUUGAAGGAUGAAAGAAGAGUGAUGAAAAUGGAAGAUAAGGAUGGAAAUAUGAGUAAUGAGAGUGAAUUACUACUCAGUGGGAGUAUAACAGACAAUACAGUAGUAGAGGAGAAUGAGCCUCAUGAGAAUAAAUCUGAAAACUUUGUAGAUUCAAUUUUAGAAACUAUAGAUAAGACCCAUGCUCUCUCAACCCAUCUAGAUCAAAGCAACAAAUCAGUUGAAUUAAAUUUGGAAUUCACUUCAACUCCAGUUUCCACCAUCAUUUCUGUUCAGAAAGAAGAUGUGGCUCCUAAAACAUCGUCUGAGAGCUCAACCGAAAUCAGCAACCCUUCCACAACUAUUGCGUCUACCUCGAGCUCAAAAUCAACAAAUUCCUCAGAGAUGAGACUCCUGAACGACGCCCCUCAGGACGUGGUGGAGCAGGGAAGUGACCAGGAUGCGUUAGAGAAGGAGGAUUCAGGUGUGAGUCUGGCGUUUGUGUUUGAUGCGACGGGAUCUAUGUGGGACGACCUGGUUCAGGUGCGGGAAGGUGCUGCCAAAAUCCUUAACGCCAUGCUGGAGCGGCCUGACAAACCAAUCUAUAACUAUGUGCUGGUGCCCUUUCAAGAUCCAAACAUAGGUCCGGUGACAGUGACCACAGACCACGCCUAUCUGAUGCAGCAGCUGAACGCCAUUCAGGUGUUUGGCGGUUCCGAUUGCCCCGAGAUGUCCAUCCACGCCGUCAAGCUCGCCCUGGAGACGAGUCGCCCUUACUCCUACAUCUACGUCUUCACAGAUGCCAGUGCCAAGGACCAUGCUCUGGUCGACGAGGUCCUUCCCCUCGUGCAGGAGAAGUUGUCAAAGGUGGUUUUUGUAAUGACUGGAGAUUGUGGUAAUCCGAAGCAUCCGGGGUAUUUGGUGUAUCAUAAGAUUGCCGCCACUAGUUCAGGUCAAGUUUAUCAUCUGAACAAAACUGAUGUUAAUGAGGUUCGUAUAAUAAAUUACGCUCAAUUCCGCAUAUUAUCACCAGUACUGUGUACUCAUAAAUCUCAUUUCUAUUGUCUCAUUACACGAGUUCCAAUUGUAAAUAGGCUGAAAAAUCGACUAUGCUCCGUUUUCAUGACUUUGUCAAUACAUGGUAUAGUUGUGAACGACAAUAAAAACAUUCGAUAUGAUUUGAAUAAUCUUGAAAAUUCAGUAUUUGAAGAUUAUUGUAAAUUUCAGGAACCUGACCCUGGUAUUUGGACGUUGCAAGUCGACGUUGACAGUGAUUCCCAGUUCACCGUUCGAACCACCGGACUGAGCAGUUCUGACUUUGGCUACGGCUUUUCCAAACAGCCCACCAUUAAUCCUGCUUACACCGUCGCUCGACCCUUUAAAGGUUCUGUUACUAAUCUUCUAGUUUGGACGACUGACCCUGAAGACUUGAAUGACUUCAAGAGUGUUCAACUGACAGGAAUUAAUGGCAAAGUGUAUCAGAUUCUUCCACUAGUUCCCAUCGAGGAGUACAAUGGUCUUUACAAAACUAAACCGUUCACUCCACCGGAAGACUUCUUCUAUAUACACGUUCAUGGUGUAACUAGUGAUGGACAUCCUUUUAGGAGAAUAACACCUACAGCUGUGAGCCCUGCCAAAGAAGAAAAGCCAGUAAUCGUUGUCAACAGUAAUGAAGUGGAGGUGUAUGCUAAUGGGAAUGCAGUCCUAAGCGGUUUUGUUAAAUCGUAUUUGCCGUUCAAAGUUGACUGGCAUAAGAAUGGAGUGAAAUUGGGACCAGAACAAUUUUUUCCACACAGUGCCAAUACCACCUAUGAAAUAAAAAAUGUUUCGAAGAAUGAUCAAGGAAUAUACAUUAUUAGAGCCAUGAAUGAAAUUGGUAGAAGCUACAAAACAUUAAAGGUGACUGUGAAAGGUGGUAUCCCAGUAGUGGUUGCUGGCAGUUCUGCAGGGCAUGGUGUCGUGAGAGCGGGGGAUGAAGUGACUAUGGGAUGCAUAGUCAGCAGUGACCUGCCUUACACUGUCACUUGGCUCAAACUAGCCAAUCCCAAUGCAAACGAUCUAGCUGGGAGAUAUAAAAUUUCCUUCUCUGUUGGCGUUGGAAAAAGUCGAUUCCACCUCAGCGUCCAUGAAGAUCCAAAAGUGGAAGUUCUGAAGAAAAGCAAUGAUGUGGUUGUUGGUGAACAAGUGACAUUAACUUGCAAAGCGAUAACUGGUAAUCCUAAACUAGCAUGGACAAGGAACGGCACUCUUAUGCACGGCAACAAUCCAAGAUGGAAAAUUGUAGAAGGAAACAAUCAAUCAGAGUUAAUUUUGAGUGGAAUUCAAAAGUCAGAUGAGGGAGUUUACAAAUGUGAGGCUGAAAACGAAGUUGGAAACGAUGAGGUGGAAACUGCAGUGCAAGUUUAUGAGAUACCGAAAAUCAUAGUCGAUAAGGAGAGAAAAGUUGUGGUUGAUGGUCCGACAGAAGUUGUAUUGAAGUGCCACGCUUACAAUGUCCCUCCACAUUACGAACUAGUUUGGGUUCCAGGACGAAUCCCGGAAGAAACAAAUUUGACACAGAUUUUCUAUGAACAGAAUUCUUCUCCCAAGUAUAAUUUAAGCACCAAGGGCUACUUGACGAUUAGAAACGUUGAUAGAUCUGAUCAAGGAUGGUAUACAUGUCUGGCCAAAUCGAAAGGUGGAAUCAGCAAAGAUGAAACGUUUUUAAAAGUUGAGGAAGUGCCCAAACUUACGGUGAUUCCGAAUUUGAUUCAGUUCAAAGAAGGGGAAGAUAUUUAUGUGCAAUGCUUCUUGGACGCUGGUUUACCAGUUCCCAACAUAAUGUGGUUUAAAGAUGGUCGAGCACUUACUGCUCAGUACUAUCACAUUAAAAUUGAAAGGAGCAAUGAUACAUUAUUGAAACUACAAAUAGAAAACGCUCAGUUGAAAGACGCUGGGAGGUAUGAGUGCAGAGCUAUAAAUGAUGUCGGUUUUAGUCAAGCGUUCUCAGAUGUCCAUCUUAUAAAGACACCAACUGCUGUUGCGUUGGAAAAGUCGUCCCUAGUGAAAGAAGGAGACCCUGCCACUUUAACGUGUCUCAUUUCUGGAAAACCGCCUCCAGAAGUGAAAUGGUAUAAAGAUUCACAAGAAAUACUGCAGAACAGUAUUGAACAGCCUGAAUACGUAAUGAACCAGAACAGCUUGCAACUUGCCUCAGUUGACAAGAGCUCGGCUGGAAUCUACAAGUGCAAGGCUGAAAAUGCUUUUGGAUUAGCUGAGGAUUUCAUCAAAUUGGAAGUCGGCAGCAAUCCAAUCAUCAAUGGUAUUUCAAACAGCACCGAUAUUGAAAUUGAGACUGACGGUUUCCUGUAUUGUAAUGUUGUCGGCUAUCCAGAGCCCAAAGUAACCUGGUUUCGUAAGGAUUAUCGUCCUUUAGAUAGUGAGAGGUUCAUAAAAACAGAAACUGGCGAGCUGCAUGUAACAAAUGCCAGAAAAGAAGAUGAGGGUGUUUACACGUGCGUUGGUGAGAACAUUUAUGGGUCUGUGACAUCAGAGGUUGAGGUCAAGAUAACUGGAAUUGUACAGCCACUCCUCAAAAAGACACAAGAACAAGAAGGAAAUUCCAAAGAGAUCAAGAAGUUCUUGCUUGAUGCCAGAAAAGAAGAUGAGGGUGUUUACACGUGCGUUGGUGAGAACAUUUAUGGGUCUGUAACAUCAGAGGUUGAGGUCAAGAUAACUGGAAUUGUACAGCCACUCCUCAAAAAGACACAAGAACAAGAAGGAAAUUCCAAAGAGAUCAAGAAGUUCUUGCUUGGCGAAAGAGUUGAAAUGCCUUGUGUUAUAUUACAUGGUCGACCAUACCCGGAGAAGAAAUGGUAUUUCAAUGGACAUCACUUGCAAACAACCAAUCAAACCAACUCUGUUUUAUCUAUGAGUGAUGAUGGCACAUUGGUCCUGAAUAGUUUACUACCCAAUCAAACAGGAAUCUAUGAGUGUACUGCUUCAAAUCUGGCUGGAGUAGAUAGGAUCAGAAUAGAGCUGGAACUGUUUAGACAGCCAUUAAUUUUAGGAGAUACACCCAAUGAAGUGAGAGGACUACUAGGCCAAAAUGUGGAAAUUCCAUGUAUAGCUACUGGAGAUCCCGCCCCAGUACUUUCCUGGGAAAGGCCUGGAUAUCACCAGUUGCCACUUGGCUCAUAUAUUUCUGACAAACAAAUGGAACCAACUGGGAGUGAGGAUGAAAACUUGUCAAUAACUAAGAAAACCUACGGUGGAUUAGUCCUUGUGAAUGUGACCCUGGAAGACGAGGGCACCUACGUUUGCAUAGCUGGCAAUUUGGCCGGUACAGCCAGGCGGGCUAGAUCUCUUCAGGUCUUGGUGCCUCCAAAAAUAACAUCUCUAUCGGAAGAUGUGUCAGUGAUAGAAGGACAAGUAGUUGAGCUGUUCUGUGAAGUGGACGGUAGACCCACACCCUCGGUCACAUGGCUCAAAGACAACACGCCUCUCAAAUUUCACCACGCUUUCAAUUCUAAAUCUAUAAGAUUCAGCUCAUCUGCCAUUGAUGAAGGAAAAUACACAUGCUUAGCUAGCAGCAGUGUUGGAUCCGAUAUGAAGAACACAACAGUCAGUGUACUUGUGCCUCCGAUUAUCAAGAACGGUGGAGAAGAGAGAGUAGAAGUUGUGGAAGGAGACAGUGCAGAAAUUCAGUGCUCAGCCUCUGGAGUACCGAAGCCUACAAUUUCUUGGCAAUGGAAAGGUUUGCAAAAUUCGUCGGACUCCAUAGAGGAUGACCACUUUAGUGAAAAUGAAGACAAGUUGAAGAUAAAAAAUGUCACCAGGGAGUUAGCUGGCUUGUACAUUUGUGAUGCUGAAAACUUGGCUGGAAUAACGCAGAAGGUGUUUCGUUUGGAUGUGCUAGUGCCUCCACGAAUUUUGGAGGACUUUCCAGUGAAUGUGAGUCUGGCAGAGGGUGAUGACUUCUCAAUGCCUUGUACUGCCUCUGGACAACCCACUCCUGCCAUCUUCUGGCAGAGGGGUGCAGUUCUACUGAGAUCCGGUCAUCAGGAUGGCAACAAAUUUGUGAUGCAAGACAAUACUUUGGUGCUGACAGCUGUUACUUUGGAAUCGAGUGGUAACUACUCAUGCAUGGCCUCCAAUACUGCUGGAUCAGCUAGCAGAAAUUACUCGAUAGAAGUCUAUGUUGCCCCAGUAGUAGUGGACUCAUCAGAGACCAGAGUGGAAGUUAUGGAAACAAUGACUGGAAAACUGACUUGUCCUGUUGCUGCAGCAUCCAUAAUGUGGCUCAAAAAUGGCAGCGCAGUGGAUUUCAAGGCGAACGAGCGCGCAGACGACGUCCACUUCAAGACGGCUGACGAAGGCCGCUCUCUGGAGAUCGUGGAGGCAAGCUCGGUUGACAGUGGCGUCUACACGUGUGUGGCUACUAAUCCAGCCGGCACGUCGCAGUUCAAAUUCAUGGUUGAUGUCAUUGUCUCUCCGUUCUUCCACAACGAAUACGCCGUCACCAAUAUCAAAGUGCAGCAGGGUGAACCGGUGCUUCUCAACUGUUCGGUUGGCGGCAAUCCUAAACCUAAAAUGAGUUGGCGCCGUUUGGAGGGGAAUCUGCCAGUGACGGAGCACACCGUUCCAGGAGUUGUAUUCGAUAAAACCAAGGAAAGCAUUAGGAUACCGGCAGCUGAAUAUCAUCAUGCCGGAAAAUACCAUUGCUCGGCGUUCAAUAAACUUGAUAGAAUUGACCGCACAUUCAAAAUAACCGUCUCUGGACCUCCCGAGAUUGAUGGAAAGUCUGAAGAAAGUAUAGAAAUAAUAAAUGGUGAAACGCAGAUUUUGACCUGCUCAAUCUCUGGUGUCCCAGAGCCUGAAUUCUCAUGGAUAUUUACAACAAGAAGGCAUAAUAAUGUUACACUGAAAGAGACCAGUAACCAGUUGGUGCUUGCUAAUUUCACAUUAGAUGACUCUGGUGUAUACUAUUGCAAAGCAACAAAAUAUGGCUGGAAUUAAGUUCAAGACUUUCAAUGUUUCCAUAAUCGAACCACCUACAAUUGAGAGUUCUGAGUUCAGAGAGACAAUCAGGGUGAGAUCGAAUGAGGCUUUGAAACUGAGUUGCAUAACUAGAGGAAUUCCUCAGCCGUCUGUGGCCUGGCUACGGAACGGUCAUAUUCUGAAAGCGGGUUCCAACAUGCAAUCUGUGAAUAAUACACACACUGCCACCCUGCCAGCUCUCGGUGGAAAAUACUCGUGUGUCGCUUCAAAUAAGGCUGGAAUGACUGAGAAGCAUUUCUUGGUCAAAAUCUUGGUUGCACCACGAUGGGCGAAACACGUGGAGAAGCUGACAAGCGACGACGCACUGACUCCAGUGGUUGGCUUCCCUCUGCACAUAAAGUGUCCAGUCACGGGCAGCCCACCACCCGACAUAACCUGGCUGAAGGACGGCCAACCACUGCCUGCUGUGGAGGGGGACUCGGUCUACUACGCCGAAGCAGAGGUGGCGCACUCUGGAAACUACACCUGCUAUGCUGUCAACAACGCCGGCAACUUCACCAAGACUUUCAAAGUUGAUGUUCUUG
Molecule: messenger RNA, 7694 nt
Organism: Nilaparvata lugens (brown planthopper)
Lineage: Eukaryota; Metazoa; Arthropoda; Insecta; Hemiptera; Delphacidae
Product: hemicentin-1-like
Exons: 39
Coding region: 142-7128 (2328 amino acids)
Biological process (GO): homophilic cell-cell adhesion; dendrite self-avoidance; axon guidance
Cellular component (GO): plasma membrane; axon
Molecular function (GO): cell-cell adhesion mediator activity
Source: RefSeq, a predicted model, not a curated record